This is a messenger RNA of Aureococcus anophagefferens, 324 nucleotides long. RefSeq lists its product as hypothetical. Gene Ontology annotation, molecular function: protein folding chaperone; protein-folding chaperone binding. The record is from RefSeq and is a predicted model, not a curated record. Gene Ontology annotation, cellular component: cytoplasm; nucleus. Lineage: Eukaryota; Pelagophyceae; Pelagomonadales; Pelagomonadaceae. The annotation marks the transcript as partial. The transcript has a single exon.
GACUACUACAAAACACUCGGCAUCGACAAGAAGGCGACCAAAAAGGAGGUCAAGGCGGCCUACCGGACGCUCGCGCUCAAGUGGCACCCGGAUAAGAACCCGGACGACCGCGCGGCCGCGGAGCAGAAGUUCCGCGAGGUCGCCGAGGCCUACGAGGUGCUCUCCGACGACGAGCAGCGGCGCCAGUACGACUCCGUCGGCGGCAUCCCGGGCUUCGGCGGCGGCGGGCGCGGCGGGCGCGGCGGCCCGUUCGGCGGCGGCUUCCGGAACGCCGACGACAUAUUCAAGGACUUCUUCGGCACGAGCGACCCCUUCGCGGACUUC